This is a messenger RNA of Lates calcarifer (barramundi perch), 381 nucleotides long. Its product is annotated as myosin regulatory light chain 10-like. Lineage: Eukaryota; Metazoa; Chordata; Actinopteri; Centropomidae. The transcript is spliced from 5 exons. The record is from RefSeq and is a predicted model, not a curated record. The coding region runs from base 1 to 381 and encodes 126 amino acids. Gene Ontology annotation, cellular component: mitochondrion; cytoplasm. Gene Ontology annotation, molecular function: calcium ion binding.
AUGGCCUCUAACUGCCUGAACAGAGCAGCUGCGCUGCCUCCUCUGCUGACUUGUGUAACUGUCCAUCAGUCUUGGGCUUUCACAAUCGUGGACCAGAACAGAGAUGGUGUCAUUGAUGAGAGCGACCUGAGGGACACCUCUAGAAAUGACCCAGAGGAGACAAUUCUCAAUGCCUUCAAGGUCUCUGACCCAGAAGGAACAGGAGUCCUUGGAGGCAGGAGGGGCGAGAUGAAAUAUCACCUCGUGUCACAGGCCGACAAGUUUACUGAGGCUGAGAUAAAACAGAUGUUUACAAAGUUCCCCCUGGAUGUCGCUGGUAACCUCAAUUACAAGAACGUGUGUUAUGUGAUCACCUGCGGAGGGGACAAAGAGCUGCAGUGA